AUGACUCUCGGUAUUUUACCAAUACUCGAUACCCAACCUAUUUCAUCGCCAUACGUCACAACGAGAUGCCAUUCAUCUUCGUCACUACCACAACUGAAGAGGCAGAAGCCCAACAACAACAUGUUGUUGGACGGGUACAUGCUCAACAGAGAGCUUCGAUUUGUUAGAAAGAUUGGUGCCGGCACUUAUGGACUCAUAUACUUGGUGGAAAACAUCUUCACCAAGAAGCAGUUUGCAGCCAAGAUGCUCCUAAAGCAGCCACCCAAGUCAGUUGGCUCGUCGUCCCAAUUGAACAAGCACCAAAUCCAACAGCAAUUUUACUCAUAUUUCCUCAACCACAUAAUACCGAAGCCCGAGUCCUUGAGUUUCGACUAUAUCAAAAGCCAAGGACACGAGUGCCCAUUUUUACAAGAAAUCGCCUUGCAUUUGAAGGUGCACGAACACCAGAAUGUGAUUACCAUCCACGAAGUGUUUAACUUGGAGAACUUUGCCAUUGUAAUACUACUCGAUUACUUUGCACAAGGUGACUUGUUUGGCAACAUUAUUGACAAGCAGGUUUUCCAAAAGCAUCAGCCAUCCCACAACAAGCAGUUGUUGAUGAAGAAUGCCAUGUUGCAGCUCAUUGACGCUGUUGAAUACUGCCACCAAAACUCGGUUUACCACUGCGACUUGAAGCCAGAAAACAUCAUGGUGAGGUAUAAUCCCAACUAUGUGCGGCCCAAGGACUCGUCGAGCAUAAUUAAUUACAAUGAAAUUCACUUGGUGUUGAUUGACUUUGGCUUGGGCAUGGAGUCGGAUUUAAUCUGUUGCAACGCCUGCCGUGGCUCAUCUUUUUACAUGGCUCCAGAAAGAACAACCAACUUUAACACCAGCAACCUCAUCAAGUCACUCAUCGACAUGAAACAGUUUCCAUCUGUCAAAUCUGCAUCUAGCAACGAGUCAAACUCGAAAUACCUUCCAACAUUGGCCGGUGACAUCUGGUCAUUGGGUGUCUUGUUUAUCAACAUCACUUGUUCGAGAAACCCAUGGCCCAUUGCAUCCAUCACCGACAAUAACGAUGUGUUUAAGAACUACAUCCUCAACCAGAACAAGUCCAUACUUUCGUCAAUCUUGCCCAUCUCCCAGCAGUUUAACAGCUUACUCAACAAGAUUUUUCAACUCAACCCAAACAAUAGAAUAGAUUUGGUUAAAUUAUAUGAAGAGACUAUUCGUUGUGAUUUUUUUAAGGACGAUCACUACGUUUGUGAACCAGCUCACCAUGCUGUACGCAACAAGAACAAUGUGCAGUUGUUUACACCACCAGAGUCUUCAGCCUACAACUCAUACGCUAGUGAGAUUGACGAUGAUGAUGAUGAGUGCGAUGAAGACGAAUACUACACUGACGAUGAAGAGUAUGAAGACGUUGAAGAAGGCGACGGUGUCGACAACGACAACGACGACCAAUAUCAACAGCAACCAAUCACCCCUACGGAAGAAGAAUCAAAACACAUUAAACAAGAUCACUUCUUUUCCAAAGCUUAUGCCAAAAAGCUUGCCAACUUGCCCAAAUUUGCAUUAGACGCUAUCAAUUAA
This is a messenger RNA of Lodderomyces beijingensis, 1572 nucleotides long. Lineage: Eukaryota; Fungi; Ascomycota; Pichiomycetes; Serinales; Debaryomycetaceae. The record is from the annotation of a GenBank genome assembly.